AUGGAUUUGGGUUCAAUUCCAUCAAUAAGAAAAAUGAUAAACAAUCAUACAUGGUUGCAGAAUGCAAGUAAAGCUCCCAAUGUUAAUCUAGGUGAAACCGUACGAGCAAGACUUCAGCAAUUCUCUGGGAUGAACAAACUUAAAAAGAAAGCUCUACGGGUUGUGGCUGAAUACCUCUCUGUCGAGGAAGUUGCAGACAUAAAGGAAAUGUUUGACAAGAUGGACAUUAAUCAAGAUGGGAAACUAUGCUUUGAGGAGCUGAAACUCGGUUUGCAUAAGCUCGGUCACCAGAUUUCAGAUUCAGACAUUCAGAUAUUAAUGGAAGCAGCUGAUGUCAAUGGAAGCGGUACCUUAGAAUACGGAGAAUUUGUUGCUGUCUCAAUCCACUUGCGCAAGAUUGGAAACGAUGAACACCUGCACAGAGCCUUCUCAUACUUCGAUCUGAACAAGAGUGGAUACAUAGAAAUUGAAGAACUCAGUGAUUCCUUAGCUGACGACUUGGGUCCAAACCGAGAAGAAGUUAUUAAUGCAAUCAUCCAUGAUGUCGACACAGAUAAGGUCAGAAAUUUAAGUCUUCUGUCCAUGAACCAUUCAUCUGCUUUAUACUUUUGUCUGCGGACAUCAAUAGUUUACGAAAAUAUGGCUGCAUUUGCAAUUAUAACAACAUCAGCUGACAAUGGACGUCUUUCAUCACAGGAUGGUUAA
Zingiber officinale is the source of this 705-nucleotide messenger RNA. Its product is annotated as calcium-dependent protein kinase 20-like. Gene Ontology annotation, molecular function: calmodulin binding; calcium-dependent protein serine/threonine kinase activity; calcium ion binding. NCBI's taxonomy places the organism in Eukaryota, Viridiplantae, Streptophyta, Magnoliopsida, Zingiberales, Zingiberaceae. The coding region runs from base 1 to 705 and encodes 234 amino acids. The transcript is spliced from 4 exons. The record is from RefSeq and is a predicted model, not a curated record. Gene Ontology annotation, biological process: intracellular signal transduction; protein autophosphorylation; peptidyl-serine phosphorylation. Gene Ontology annotation, cellular component: cytoplasm; nucleus.